Aspergillus calidoustus is the source of this 1167-nucleotide messenger RNA. The record is from the annotation of a GenBank genome assembly. Lineage: Eukaryota; Fungi; Ascomycota; Eurotiomycetes; Eurotiales; Aspergillaceae.
AUGUCAACAAUAUCUGUUCUUCAGUCCCGCCUCAAAGAGCUGUCAACAGCUCUCGCUCAAAUAUACCCACUUGUUACUCGACUACACAAUUUUACCACAGCAGUCGGGCAAGGAGAUGAAGCUAGGACAGAACUCAGCGCGGAAAUCCACUCUCGACUGAAGGAGGCCGAGGAUGAUCUAGAAUUGCUAAAGGUCGACGUGGAUGCUUUGGAGACACCGGCGGAUAGCAGACGCAAAGGACAGGACUCCGAAAAGGAAACAGAGAGAGAGCGGGUUAUUGCUCUAGCACGGAGAUUGAGUAGUGAACUGAAACGAACGAGAGGAGAUUUCCGCAACGCACAGUUACAAGCAAAGCGCAAUGCGGAGCUUGCACGGCGGAAGGAAAGGGAGCUGCUCUUUUCUGGACCCGAGGGUGCUGUUGAGAAACGAAACCAGACCAAGGAGAAGUUGACGCAGGAUGAUAUCGUCAAGAAUGCGUCGAGGGAUGUUACGGCGGCACUGAGGCGGACGCAUCAACUUAUGCAAGCAGAGUUGUCGCGGAGUCAAUUUGCCCAACAGACUCUAGAACAAUCAAGUGCCGCUCUUUCUACGCUCUCGGAGUCGUAUAGCGGUCUCGACACAUUACUCACAUCUUCGCGGAACCUUGUCGGGUCUCUUCUUCGUUCACAGAAAUCAGAUACGUGGUAUUUGGAGACAGCAUUCUACAUCCUGGUCGGCACAAUCUCGUGGUUGGUAUUUCGACGGCUACUCUAUGGGCCGCUCUGGUGGUUAGUGUGGCUGCCCUUCAAGCUUAUACUGCGCUCCGUUUUUGGGGUUUCAGCAGCAGUGGGGAUAGCCAGCAACGCCGUUCAGCCUUCAGCAACUACAGCAACGCCCGACAUUCUAGCCCAAGCGACACCUGUCCUGGAUCAUAUCCCACAAGCUAAGGCUCAUGGCGUUGCAGGAGAUAUUAUUCCUGACCAGGUUCCAGGCACGGACCCGGCAGACCGCGACUGGAUAAUUGACAAAAUUGGCGAGUUUGUGGAAGAAAACGAUGAGGAGUUGGGGACGAAUCUUGACGACUUCUCGCCGGAGGAGCUGCAGAGGCAGGCGGAGAUUCCGCCUAAUACGAAGAAGAGGAUGUAUGAAGCAACCGAGGUCUUGCAGAACCGAAAGGAUGAACUAUAG